Micropterus dolomieu (smallmouth bass) is the source of this 1692-nucleotide messenger RNA. Its product is annotated as peroxisomal carnitine O-octanoyltransferase-like. Gene Ontology annotation, molecular function: acyltransferase activity. The transcript is spliced from 5 exons. The record is from RefSeq and is a predicted model, not a curated record. Lineage: Eukaryota; Metazoa; Chordata; Actinopteri; Centrarchiformes; Centrarchidae. Bases 44 to 1147 code for a protein of 367 amino acids.
UCUUAGUGAAAUUGCCAUAUCGAGCCUCCUCCAGACCAACAGGAUGACCCUUCUCGACUACCCUGUUCCAGAGUUGGAUGUUACCUUGCAAGAAGUGAGCCGUGUCCUGCAGCUCACUUUAAGUCCUGACCUUUACCCUGAGUUUAAAUGCACGAUGGAACAGCAGAGGGAGCUCCUUCAAGAGGCCCACCAAAAAAUAGCAACUAUUGCUGCAGGCCAAGAGAACUGGGUGACGGAGCAGUUCAAGAGAGCUCUGCUGUCCUGUGCUGACCCCCUGCCCACUUCCACAGCCCUGCCUGUUGUUCUUCUUCCUUCCCAAGUAAAGCAAUGUACCCAACUGCAGAGGGCAGCCGCUCUGCUCUGGGCAGCAGCAAAGCUGUACAGUGAGCCCUUGUUACUGGAGGGCAAUGUGCCAAUGGAGCGCACACAGCAGGGUGAGGUAUUCGCUGCCAGCCGGAUUCCUGGCAGGAUUCAAGAUGAGAUUAAGGUCUACCCAGAUAGCCUCCAUGCUAUCAUCACCUGUGUUGGAGGAGUGUUCCCUGUUGACAUACUGUGGCGUCCCAGUACCGGGGGUCCAGUUUCAGCUCGAUCGUUCAAUGACAUCUACAAACAGCUGACUCAGGUGAUGGAUCAACCCAGUGCAGGAAGACAGAAUGAUCCCUCUGUCAUUUGCAGCCUCUCAGCUCUGGAGCGCAAAGCCUGGGCUGCCACCAGGGAAGAGAUCCUGGAGCAAGGAGGGGAUGCAGCGGCAUCACUGGGGCUGAUGGAGAGUGCUGUUCUGACACUCUGCCUGGAGGAGUGCAACGCACCCUCUGAGCUGGCUGAUAUCCUCAAUGCAGUGAGGUUGGGAGGAGGAGGAGGCAGUCCAUGCCUCAGAUACUAUGACAAGGUGAUGAACCUGGUGGUAUUCAAGGACGGCACAGCUGGGAUUGUAUUUGAACACAGUGCUGUGGAUGGGAUGGUGGCUGGUCUUGUGACUAAGCGACAUUUUGCCUCGGUUUGGAAUGGCCGAUCAACACCAAACUCGGGGACCUUAUGCGUCAUGACAGCGGGGCGCCUGGGCCGACUCGUGUGCCCUCGGCGGGGCCAGAUGGGGCAGCUUGCGCCAGGAGGCUUGGACCCCGCUUACAACUACUUGCAGUUCUAGUUUUGUUUUGUUUCUAUCAAAUUGUUUUGUAUGCCUUAUCUGUUCAGUCAGCGGUCACUCUGAUGAGAAACUACUUUUCAGUUAUUCCAUGUUCUUAUAUGAUUUGCAUUAUUUUUUAGUAUCCUGCAUCAAAAUAGCACAUGUACCACAAUAUGUAUGCUAUUUGUGGUAUUUAUUUUAUUUAUUCCAUUUAAGUAAAGCCACUGAGCAAAGCCAGUAUUUGCCACUUCAUCAGAAAUAUAUAUAUACACACACACACACUGUAUAUAAUUGCCAUUUAAAGGAUUUUCACAUAUCUUCAUUAUCUUCCCUGGCCAUACAAGAAUGUGCUACAUUUAAAAGCAAUUAUAUUGCCGGAAACAUGAAUUACAGGUUACAAAAAAAUAUAGUUGAAUUCUCUGGCACUGAGUGGCCUUGGAGAUUGACUGGGGCAAUUCUGCAAUAUUUCCUGAUAACAUCAAUAGCAGACUGGUUAGAGACCAAUACAUCAAUUAUUAUUUAAGUGGAUUUGUUGUUUUUUGAUGUAGCCUUUUCUUUAACAAUAA